AUGCCAUUUAACCAACAGUUCAUUACCUUGAAUAAUGGAAACAAAAUUCCUGCAAUCGCCAUCAUCGGCACUGGUACCAGGUGGUAUAAAGAAGAGGAGACAGACGCUACUUUCUCAAACAGUUUAGUAGAGCAGAUUGUUUAUGCCCUUAAACUACCUGGCAUCAUUCACAUCGACGCCGCUGAGAUCUACAGAACAUAUCCAGAAGUUGGAAAGGCACUCAGCCUCACCGAAAAGCCAAGAAAUGAAAUAUUCUUAACGGACAAGUAUUCUACUCAGAUUAAGGUAUCUGAAUCUCCAGCCGUAGGACUAGAUAUCGCAUUGAAGAAAAUGGGCACUGACUAUGUCGAUUUAUAUCUUUUGCAUAGCCCGUUUGUCUCCAAAGAAACUAAUGGGUUUACUUUGGAGGAAGCUUGGAAGGAUAUGGAGCAACUGUACAGAUCCGGCAAGGCCAAAAAUAUUGGUGUGUCCAACUUUGCCAUGAAAGACUUGGAAAGGAUCCUGAAGGUUGCAGAAAUCAGGCCCCAAGUUAAUCAAAUCGAAUUUAGCCCCUUUUUGCAGAACCAAACACCAGGGAUUUACAAAUUUUGCCAAGAAAAUGAUAUAUUGCUAGAAGCAUACUCACCACUAGGCCCUCUUCAAAAGAGAACCACGAAAGAUGAGUCCCUGCCAUUUUUUGAAUAUGUGAAAGAGUUGUCUGAGAAAUACAUCAAGUCUGAAGCUCAAAUCACCUUACGUUGGGUAACUAGGCGCGGCGUAUUACCUGUCACCACAUCUUCCAAACCUCAAAGAAUUUCUGACGCUCAAAACUUAUUUUCUUUUGACUUGACCGAUGAGGAAGUUAAUCAGAUAACUGAGUUGGGCCUAGAGCACGAACCCUUAAGACUGUAUUGGAAUAAAGUCUAUGAUAAAUACAACUACGCUGCCCAGAAGGUAUAA
Molecule: messenger RNA, 939 nt
Organism: Saccharomyces mikatae IFO 1815
Lineage: Eukaryota; Fungi; Ascomycota; Saccharomycetes; Saccharomycetales; Saccharomycetaceae
Product: aldo-keto reductase superfamily protein
Exons: 1
Coding region: 1-939 (312 amino acids)
Molecular function (GO): oxidoreductase activity, acting on NAD(P)H as acceptor
Source: RefSeq, a predicted model, not a curated record